GAUGCUUCGAAAUUUUCUUUUGCGAAACCAGAUGAAACUCGGGGAGGGAUCUUCUGGCGCUGGUGUCAUGUGCGCACAUCUCAAGGAUAAUUAAUGGAUGAAAUGAGCAUAAUCAGCAAUGUAGUAGUCGAGAAUUCCGUAAUCGACUUCGUCGGAAAAUUCGCAAGGCAAUGAGGCCGAGGCCGAGGUUUUCUGCAACUAGGGCGGCCAUUAAUGGCGGCGGCGAAGAGGAGGAGAAAAGCGCAGGGAGGAGGAAGAAAGGCGUGAAGGCAUGGCUGCUGCUCGACGAGCACGGCAAUGCGCAGGUCGUUGAGGUCGGGAAAAAUGUGAUCUUGCGCCGCACGGCUCUUAACGCUCGCGAUCUGCGUAUUUUGGAUCCUUUGCUUUCUUAUCCUUGUUGUAUUCUUGGCCGGGAGCGAGCAAUUGUGAUCAAUUUGGAGUAUAUUAGGGCAAUUAUUACUGCGAAUGAAGUUCUUCUGCUAAAUUCCAGGGAUCCUGCUGUCGCACCCUUCGCUGCACAUCUCCAGCUUCAGCUCUCCACUAACCCCGCGCAUCAGGUAUGAGGCUU
Cryptomeria japonica (Japanese cedar) is the source of this 568-nucleotide messenger RNA. Its product is annotated as magnesium transporter MRS2-3. Gene Ontology annotation, biological process: magnesium ion transport. NCBI's taxonomy places the organism in Eukaryota, Viridiplantae, Streptophyta, Pinopsida, Cupressales, Cupressaceae. The record is from RefSeq and is a predicted model, not a curated record. The transcript has a single exon. Bases 171 to 563 code for a protein of 130 amino acids. Gene Ontology annotation, molecular function: magnesium ion transmembrane transporter activity.